AUGAGCAUCGAGUACCGAUUUCUCUCAGCUAGCCACCAGCGUGCGAUCCCUUGCGACCCUCUCUGCCAUAGUGCUUCUCGCUACCUCGGUGCAUAUCUCAAGGGACUGCCCGAUGCCGAUCGUGCCCGCGCUUCCUUCCUGAAGAACCGUGUGUCGACUGGCGCAGCCAUUGUCCCCGCCACUAACUUGGCGUACGUCCAGUAUACUACCAGUGUCGGCAUCGGCAGUCCGCCCACUAAUUACAACCUCGUCGUCGACACUGGCAGCUCGAACACAUUUUGUGGGAGUGGAAUAAAGUACGUGCGGACGAACACCAGCAUUCCUACUGGUGAGACUGUCAACGUCACAUACGGUCUAGACCUCGACCAAGUCACUCUCGCACCUAACCUCGUCAUCACCAACCAAUCCAUUGGUGACGCACUCUCUUAUGCUGAUUUUGAAGGCGUCGACGGUAUCAUCGGUGUGGGACCUGUCAUUCUUACUCAGGGCACCCUUUCUCCCGAUACCAACGCAACCAUCCCGACCGUGAUGAACAAUGCCGUCUCGCAGGGGUUGAUCUAUGAUCAAGUUUUAGGCAUGUACUUUGCGCCUGCAAAUAACUCCAGUGACACCAAUAGAGCAAUCACGUACGGCGGCAUCGACUCGUCCCAGUUGACAUAUACCCCUGUGACGAAGACCUUUCCUUCUGCUUACUAUUGGGGGAUCAACAUCACCUCUGCAACCUACGGUAACAAAAUUGUCUUUUCUGAAUCUACAGCAGGGAUUGUCGACACUGGUACAACACAGGUCCUUCUUGCGGACGACUCCUUCGAUGUGUACCGCUCCUCCAUCCCUGGUGCUACACUUGACAAGUUCACUGGUCUCAUCACCAUUCCUCCCAGUUCCAUCCCCUACAUGCAACCUCUUAACUUUACAAUUGGCGAUACCAUCUUUUCAAUGGAUGUUGCUGUUCAACUCAUUCCCACUGAUCAGAAUGAGGCAUGGGGUGGUGUCGCCGGGAAACAGUAUGGCGUUGUCGCAAAUUUGGGAACAUUGAGUGGGCAGGGCUUGGACUUUAUUAUUGGGCAGAAGUUCAUGGAGAGGUAUUAUGUAGUGAGUGGUUCCUGA
Molecule: messenger RNA, 1107 nt
Organism: Pisolithus orientalis
Lineage: Eukaryota; Fungi; Basidiomycota; Agaricomycetes; Boletales; Pisolithaceae
Product: acid protease
Exons: 6
Coding region: 1-1107 (368 amino acids)
Biological process (GO): proteolysis
Molecular function (GO): aspartic-type endopeptidase activity
Source: RefSeq, a predicted model, not a curated record